This is a messenger RNA of Panonychus citri (citrus red mite), 2101 nucleotides long. RefSeq names its product eukaryotic translation initiation factor 4E-binding protein Mextli homolog (gene mxt). Gene Ontology annotation, cellular component: RNA cap binding complex; cytoplasm. Gene Ontology annotation, biological process: regulation of formation of translation initiation ternary complex; positive regulation of translation. Bases 182 to 1792 code for a protein of 536 amino acids. The transcript has 5 exons. The record is from RefSeq and is a predicted model, not a curated record. NCBI's taxonomy places the organism in Eukaryota, Metazoa, Arthropoda, Arachnida, Trombidiformes, Tetranychidae. Gene Ontology annotation, molecular function: RNA binding; translation initiation factor activity; eukaryotic initiation factor 4E binding.
UCUCAUAACAAUCCACUGGAUCCAGGACCAUAAAGUCAAAUAGAUUUUAUCAAUUUUGAUCAAUCACCAUGACUACUAAUUGAUUAUUCUCAUAUUUGAUCGGUUAAUUGACGAAAAGAAAAUCAAAAUCAAGUUUCAAUUGCGGCGAACCUUUAACCUAAUAAACGAACGUAUAAAUACCAUGGCAACUGUUAGUCAAUUAAGUCAAUUACGCUUUUCCCAGAGAGAUUGUUUCUUCUUGAAUAAGGCUAAUCCUGAUCUUGUGGAAUCAAUGGUUUUAAAUAGUGUUAACUCUGUUGUGAACAAAUCUCAAAAUGAGGUUUAUUCCAUUAAAAUGCCGACAUCUGAAUCAUCGAAAAUGGAAACAAGAAAAAUUCUAUCUCAAGAGAUAACCUUAACAUCGAAAGCUCCACUUAAAAUUCUCGAGCUACUCGAAUCUUCUACCAAUAGUGGUAAUAUCGACGAUUGUCUUAUCGCUGAGUGUUGCAAGUACCUUAAAAAGAAAGGUAAAGAAUUGGACAAUGGACCAAAUUCGAUUGCUCUUAAUCAUUACUUCGAAACCAUGCGUAACCUUUCUCGUAAUCUUGCUGUGGACUCUGCAAGUCGAACGAAACUUCUAGAAAUAAUAGAGCUUCGAUCACUGGGUUGGAGGACUCCUGAAGAGAUGGCAGCCUAUUAUGCCACUACCGAAAGAUCAUGUGAUAACCAACAUCAAUCUCCAAGCAAUUUAUCAACAUCAGCCUCAUCUACAACCUUGAGCACCACCAAUAGUAACAUUAUUAUUAGUAACAAUAAUAACAAUAAUGUUAAACAAUCGUCACCUGAAUCCACAGACAGUUCGAUGUCACCGUCAUCAUCUGGAGAUGUGAUCAAACAUUCUGGUAAAUUUCAGAAGCCUGUUAAAGUUCCGGGAAAAAAUUUCGUAAAAGAUGAAUUCAUCAUAAAGAACUGUGACUCAGGAAAGGUCAUGGGAAUCAAAGGAAGACGAGUUCAUCUUAUUGAAGAAUUGAGUGACACUGUCAUCUCUUUUCAAAGAGUUAACCCUGGAGCGAAAGACAGAUUACUUCAGAUUACUGGUCCAGACGAGUCUUCUAUUAAUAAAGCCAAGUAUUACAUUGGAGAUACAAUUAAGCGUAAUGCCUCGCCAAUACCUUGCGACCAACAACCACCACAACCGCAAACUCAUCAUCAACAACAACCAGUUCCCCUUAAUUUAUCUCGACAUAUAACUUCAUUUAGUACUCCAGCUGUACACAAGCUUCUUGCCGAGGGACAAUUUGACGACGGUUUUGUUCAAACAAUUACUGUGGGAAGUGAGGUUUUGGUUAUCUCAAGUUCUCAACCAAUAUUGACAAAAGAAGCCAAAAGUGUUCUCGAAAAGUAUUUCCAACGGUCUCAAACGGAUCCAAUUUUUAAAACUUAUGCUGAAUCAGAAAGUGACGACUCAGAAAUAUCUGUCAAACCAGCCAAGUCUAAUGGAUCCAAUUCUGGUGUAACUUCAAGCAAUAAUCAUGCAAAUAUUGUUGAAAAGAAAUAUCAAAAAUCAGCUUCUCAUGGAUCUCUUGCUUCAUCUAACGGUCUUUCCCCCAAACUGGCCAAAAUUACACCCAAGGAUGUAAUCGACAGUUCCAGGAAAAUUGUUUACGAUCGAGAGUUUCUAUUGAAAUGUGCCAAAUCCGAACUUAGUAAAGUUCAAUCCAAUGCCAUUAAAUUAGUCACCCAGCAAAUCCCCGAUAUCGCUCGUAAGUCAAGACAAGCGCGAGCAAAUUCAGUUGAAUCUGCUGUGGCCUAAUCAUCUUUAUACCAAAGCCAAAAUCGAUACAGAAAACGAUGCAAUCAAUAAGCAAUUUAAAUCCCAAAAUAUAAACCAUUAUAUUCAAAAUGAAGGAAUACUCUGUUACCAACCAGAAAGAUCACCAAAUUAAUUGAAUUAAAUUCAAUUAUUGGUCAAUUUUCGUGCCUUUUCUGAAAUCAAAUGUUUAUAUGAACCAUGUUCUCACCUACAAGUUGUAUUUAAAAAUUUUCAAUUUCCGACAACAAUAAACAGAAAUCAAAUUAAUAAUAAACUUCGAUGCCAAAAAGAAAAUUAUGGAAAAAUUAA